Molecule: messenger RNA, 5720 nt
Organism: Vollenhovia emeryi
Lineage: Eukaryota; Metazoa; Arthropoda; Insecta; Hymenoptera; Formicidae
Gene: Evi5
Product: ecotropic viral integration site 5 ortholog
Exons: 9
Coding region: 514-3375 (953 amino acids)
Source: RefSeq, a predicted model, not a curated record
AAGUUUAAAAGAAUUCGCUUUCGUCAAAUCGCCCAUUCUGAGCCGUUUCACUCCCACAAGAAGGCGAAAAGUAUACUAAGGAGAAUCCUUUCUAAACGGGAAGGAAUCCCUUUGAGUUCAUCUCGAACAGACUCCGCUAAUUUCUGUAGAAUUUAAAAAAGUCCAUUCCUUUCGAAAUUUCAUAAACGAUCACUCGUGCUGUUUGAGUUGCCAGACAGCACGAAGAAUCCAAAGAGACUCUCUUUCGAAUUCCCGAGUUACGAAAUGAAUUCCUUUUCCUCCCAAUUUUUUUUGUUCCAAGACCAGAGUUCGAAAAGAAUUCGUUUUCACGUAACUCUGCGCUCUUUUUCGCGUACAAGAGAGAUUCCUUUUGCACUCUAAGAAUUCACAAAAGGAAAGAAAUCUCGUCGAGUCUCAUUUCGAACGGGCCACGGGCAUUACAGCUUUUCAAUUUCCUCUCGCGACAACGUGCCAUUCGACACGGAGCCUCGGCGAGAGCGACCGACGGGCAACAUGGCCGCCGCGCGCGCGGCCCGGGCGAGCGCCGCGCGCGCGGCGCGUGGCCACCAGAUUAGUGACAAUGCGGCCGCGUCCGUUGGUAACAUUGCGCGUGGCCAGAUCCAUCCCAGCGAUGACAGUGUUCCGAGCGUUUUGGUGACAGCCGCGUACGCGCACGUUCGCCGUCAGCCUCGUCGCUCCUGUUCGCGUCCCGCGGCUCGCCUCGCUUCGCAGGGCCUGACGGUGCCAAGACCCGGUGCGUCCGCCGACCAGGGUCGAGACGAGCGGUCGACGCCGCGACUCCCGAGAAGCCAGAACGCCGCCUGGGAUAACGUAAACGCGCCUGUCGGCCAAUUGGGACUGUCGCGAUAUGGACCGCAGGUGAUGAGCGUGCUGUGUUUAUGCACCUCCAGCAUCCACCAAUCCACCCGUAAGGUCACGCAGGCCGGCAAGAUACUUCCGAGUCCGCCGUCAGACACCCUUUGCGAGCAGCGAAUAACGCCCUCGCAGGAAAUACCCACUGACGAGCUGGCUCUAUUAGCUAAACUGGAAGAAGCCAAUAGGCUGAUCGAAUCCGAUGCAAAGUCACUGAAUUCGCUCCAGAGCAAUCACAGCAGGAAGGGCUCCGACACAUCUCAGGUGUCUGUGGCGUCGGGGGGCAGCGGAGGUAACGGCGAUGCUGCGCCCCGACGCCACAACCCAGCCGAUGGCGAAGAGAAUACGUGGACACUCUGGGGUCACAUAGUGGCUGACUGGGAUUAUCAUUGGAAGAAACGAAAAGAAUUUGUUAAGGAUCUGGUCCGUCAAGGCAUACCGCACCAUUUUAGGGGUAUUGUUUGGCAGUUACUAAGCGGUGCCCACGAUUCUCCAGUUAAGAAGCAAUUCGCCGAGUAUAUUAAAGCAACAUCAGCCUGUGAGAGGAUAAUUAGAAGAGACAUCGCCAGGACGUAUCCCGAACAUGAUUUUUUCAAGGAAAAGGACGGUUUUGGCCAGGAGAGUUUGUUCAACGUUAUGAAGGCGUAUAGUUUACAUGAUCGCGAAGUAGGAUACUGCCAAGGUUCAGGAUUCAUAGUAGGAUUACUGUUAAUGCAGCAAAUGCCAGAGGAAGAAGCUUUUGCUGUGCUCGUAGCGUUAAUGCAAGAAUAUCGCUUACGGGAUAUGUUCAAACCUAGUAUGGCCGAAUUGGGAGUGUGCAUGUAUCAGCUGGAACAUUUAGUUGCUGAUGCACAUCCCGAACUUCAUGCUCACUUCACGGCCCAAGGUUUCCACACGUCGAUGUAUGCGUCUUCUUGGUUUCUUACAUUGUUCACCACAGCGCUAAGCCUUCCCCUAGCGUGCCGCAUUUUUGACGUCUUUCUAUCGGAGGGGAUGGAGAUUAUUUUUAAGGUUGCAUUGGCGAUGCUGCAGUUAGGCAAGGAAGAUUUGCUCAGUUUGGAUAUGGAGGGCAUGUUGAAGUUUUUCCAAAAGCAACUGCCUGGAAAGGCCGAGAAAGAUCCUGAUGGCCUUAUGACGCUCGCGUAUGGGAUGAAAAUCAAUCCGAAAAGAAUGAAGAAAUUGGAGAAAGAUUACACCAUCUUAAAGAUGAAGGAGCAAGAGGAAAUGGUCGAGUUACGCAGGCUUAGAGCAGAGAACAGAUUACUCAGACAAAGAACUGAACUUCUAGAAGCGGAGUCCGCCGAAUUGGCCGAUAGAUUAGUUAGAGGUCAAGUAUCACGCGCUGAGGAGGAGGAGACCGCUUUCAUAGCACAGAGAGAAUUGGCAGCGCUUCGCCAUUCGCACCUCGAAACGAGCCAUCAACUCGAGCAAGCUCACGAGGAAUUGAGAUCCUUGUCGAUCCUUCUAGAGGAGAACGUAACGUCGAGACAGUCGUCGCUUGAUGAGAUAUUAGUGAAGCAAGAAGCAUUAUCGCAAAAGGAAGAAAUGAUACAGUGUUUGCAAGAGGAAUUGGUUAGAGUUAGAUUACACGAGGCAGAAAACGAUGCACUGAUCAGGGAACUCAGGGGAAGGAUACAAGAGUUGGAACAAGAUAAGAAGACUUUGCGCGAAUCAACACCGGACAAUUCCGUUGCUCAUCUACAGGAGGAACUUAUUGCAGUUAAGCUUAGAGAGGCGGAGGCCAAUUUAUCUUUAAAGGAUCUGCGGCAGAGGGUUAUGGAGCUAAGCGCAACUUGGCAGAGGCAUUUACAAGAGCACCGGUCUGCUCAAUCAGUGCCUGCCGCUGAUUCUACGCCAAAGAAGCUACUCUUUUGGGAGAAUCGGGGCCACGAGGUGCAGAAGUUCGAGGAAGAUUUAAUGACGACCAGAAUUCGUGAGAUGGAAGCGUUGACUGAAGUUAAAGAGCUACGGCUUAAAGUUAUGGAGCUUGAAACUCAGGUGCAGGUAGCAACGAAUCAGCUCCGUAGACAAGACGAGGGUGGGAAAGUACUUAAAGACGAAUUGGAAGCCGCGUUAGCGCGGGAGAAGGAUAUGGCUGCCAAAUUGAGAGAGCAACAGCACAAGUAUUCCGAUUUGGAAUCGAAAAUGAAGGACGAGGCUAUGAUGGCCAGGAUACGCGAUGCCGAACACGCGCAGCAAGUGGCGGAACUUACGCAGAAAAUAUCCCUUCUGGAGCUGAAGAAUGAGGAGAUGCAUGCGGAAGGCGAACUUAGGAAUAAUUUAGAUGACAGUGAGAAAGUAAGGGAGCUUCAAGAUAAGGUCGCUGAAUUGAAGGCCGAGGUCAUGAGACUAGAGAGCUGGAAACAACGGUGGACGGGACUCGGCGGGCAGACCGUGCGAAGUUUUAGCGUCGAUACUGAAAGCGAAUUGGACGAGCGGGAUCUCAGAAUUUGCUUGCAGGAUCAUAUCAAUACGACCACGCCAAACUCACCCGAGGUAUAGAAUUCUAUGUAUACCAAGACCAUUAGGCAGCUAACAAUACUCCGUUAUCGAUGCGCGCGAACCUUUUGUUCGUCGGCUUUCGCUGUAGGAAAUAACGCGUGUAUGCGCUUAGAUUAUAACACGACGGUAGACCGUAAAUAAUCCUGUUUAGUUACGUGUAUUACUAUUAGGCCAAAUAUAACAAAUACGCAUAGCCGUUUUAAUUACUUAUGCUGUAACGAUGACGAAACGUAACAAUGAAACGAUAGAUGCUUUCGGUAAUCGAAGUAAUCUCGAUCGUAAUCAGGACGACGCUUAUCGAGACGAGUAAUUUGUAUUGUAAAAAGAUUGGUUGCAAUUCACCUAAUAGACGUUGAAAUUUCUUCGGGACAUUGCAACGAAGUAAUCUGUCGCAGCGGCAAGUAACGUUUUUUUUCUUCACUUUUUUUUACUAUAGCAAUAUUAUUAGUAUUACAUUUUUUAGAUUACAUUACACAGAGUAUUAUAGAGCACACGUUAGCCGUAGCUAAUAGCAAAGUACGAUAGAAUGUAACUAACACUUGUUUUAAGCGGUAAACGAUCGUAAUAGUAAUCUAAUUUGAAAGAGACUCAUAACCGGUACGUAACAAUCUGGGAAGAACGAAAUUUGAAGCGUGCAAGUUAAUUCCAUUCCAUGAUUACAGAAAGUGCUUGUUGUAACGUUUAUUCUUUCUUACUGUAAGUAGCGAAUUUGAAUUUUAACAGUUAAUUUUGUGUAUCAGCAGAGCUAACUUGAAUCGGAAGCUUGAAAUCGGAUCAGAUCGCGCGUUAUCUCUUCUGUCGAAAUGCACAUUCUUCCAAUAACUUUGAUAACUCUUCGAGGAUUACGAAAUGCAUUCCAACUCUUGCCUAAUCUCGCAUCUCCUCGUUUCCCGGGGGAGAAUAGUUAUCGGAAUUAAUGGUAAAUUUUAAUACUCAAUAUCUAUUUUUUUUUAAUUAUCUGUACUUUCGCGGACGUAGACUCUUAUAAGAGAGUCCACGUUUAUUUCUUAACGGAUGCAGGACUCGAUGUCGAUAACUCGUAAUACUUGGAAUGUGGAAUUUUUUUUGCGUUGUCCAAGGACCCGGACUGUCUUUUCCGAACUUAUCAGAAAGCUUGAUUACGAUCCGUAGAUUAUACGAAGAUUAUCAUAGACUUUCCGUGACACACGCCACUGUUUUUAUACGCAUGUUAUACUCUGUGUAUUUUUUGUAAUUCAUACCAAAUGUAAUCGCAUUUAAGAAGUUAUAUAUAUAUAUAUUUAAACCGCCGGAAAACGUGGGGACAGUAAUGUAUCGCCGUUUUUUAUAAAAAUAUGUAUUUAUAUAUUAUAUACGUGUAUGUGUGUGUGCGAGCGAGCGUGAAUGUGCGCGUGUAUGUGUAUGUGUGCACGUGUGUCACGAGGGAAUCAUCGCAUACGAAUCACGAUUAUUCAUACAAGACACAUAUACCGCGCGCGUUACUCGAAUCGAAAAUUUAACCGUCUAAAAUCUUUAAGAUACAUUACAAUCGCGUGCCGGAGGGCGUAUCGAAUUUUCUUAUCAUUGUUGUCCGACACGUGUACAUUAUUUGUAACAUAUUUAACGAAUUUCUUAAUUCAAUUUUUAUCGGUAAUAUGCAAUUUGCGCACAGCACGAGGUGUGUAUAGUUAAUUAAUCGACGUGGAAUUGUAAAAAAAGGGAAACGCGAUAGAUCGGCCGUAGAUCGUCCCGAGGGGAGAAGUCUCUCUCUCCCGAUCGAUCGCGGGUAGCUGAAAUUGAAAACGGGCGAGAUUAUCGGAAGCGCUUGUGUAAAAAAAAGAAUUAGCUGCGCCGCGCAACCCGCGGGCGCAGCUCGUUCCUUCACCGUGACUCGGAUAAUUACUUCCAAUGUAAGCGUUCGCGUCUAGCUACUUUCUUUCACAGCGAGUCGCCUUAGCCUACUUGCAAACGGCGGCUUCUCUCGCGCUUGGCCUAAAUCGUCCGCGGCCCAUUCCUUUGUUGCGUCAAACAGCCGGCAUUGUUUUCAACCGCGUCGCGUCGCGCCGUAAAUCCGUGGUGUUAACCCGCAAGCCGCGAGUUGCUCUUCGCGCACGCACCUGCGCGAAUUAGCGCGAGCGUGUCGUUAACGGCAGCGGCGAGACGACACUCCGAUAUUAUCCGAUCGCGCGCGCUUCACGAGCGAUCUUUUCGCGGAAACGAGUCGCGCGGAUACGAGCGCGAGCUACCAAAAUCGAUAUUAAUUAAGGAUCGUACGAGGAACGUAGGGAACGCGAAAUGACAUGACCCGUUGACGACGGUGUCGAGUAAUGUAUUUAUUUGUAAGUAGCACGAAGGCGAAGAAUAAAAUGUGCAAGACCGAGGAGAAA